Messenger RNA from Loa loa (African eye worm), 1288 nucleotides. RefSeq names its product CK1/CK1/CK1-D protein kinase. The transcript has 9 exons. The coding region runs from base 132 to 1079 and encodes 315 amino acids. Gene Ontology annotation, biological process: signal transduction; endocytosis; peptidyl-serine phosphorylation. NCBI's taxonomy places the organism in Eukaryota, Metazoa, Nematoda, Chromadorea, Rhabditida, Onchocercidae. The record is from RefSeq and is a predicted model, not a curated record. Gene Ontology annotation, molecular function: protein serine/threonine kinase activity; ATP binding. Gene Ontology annotation, cellular component: nucleus; cytoplasm.
GAUUCCCGAAAUAGCAUGACUGAUACCUUACUUGGAAGUAUGACCCGAUGCAAGGACAUUUCUGAAUGUAGAAGCCAAUCUCUUUUUCCUUCUACAUUCCGUAAUAACAUACUCAUAUAUUUGCAGUAUUUAUGGAGCUUAGGGUUGGUGGUCGUUUUCGACUUGGUCGCAAAAUUGGCAGCGGUUCAUUUGGUGACAUCUAUUUGGGCCAGAAUAUCGUAACACAGGAAGAGGUAGCAAUCAAGUUGGAAUGUGUGAAAACCAAGCAUCCACAGUUACACAUCGAAGCUAGAUUAUAUAAACUGAUGAGUGGAGGAAUAGGUAUUCCCCAAGUGAAAUGGUGUGGUUACGAAGGUGAAUACAAUGUUAUGGUUAUGGAGCUACUGGGACCAUCUUUGGAAGAUUUAUUUAAUUUUUGCUCACGAAAAUUUACUCUAAAGACUGUAUUACUGUUAGCUGAUCAAAUGCUAUCCCGCAUCGAAUAUAUCCAUUCGAGAGAUUUUAUUCAUCGCGAUAUCAAACCUGACAAUUUUUUGAUGGGAUUAGGCAAGAAAGGCAAUUUAGUUUAUAUUAUUGAUUUUGGACUUGCGAAGAAAUAUCGCUGUAGUAGGACACAUGCUCAUAUUCCGUAUAGAGAAAAUAAGAACCUUACUGGAACGGCAAGAUAUGCAUCUGUUAACACUCAUCUUGGAAUAGAACAGAGUCGAAGGGAUGAUAUUGAAUCACUCGGGUAUGUACUUAUGUAUUUCAAUCGUGGUACCUUGCCCUGGCAAGGUUUGAAAGCAGCAACAAAACGACAGAAAUAUGAUAAAAUCUCGGAGAAAAAAAUGAGCACACCUGUUGAAGAACUUUGUGCCGGAUAUCCAGAAGCUUUUGCUGCUUAUCUGAAGUAUUGCAAAUGUCUGGGCUUCGAAGAGCAACCGGAUUAUUCGCAUUUACGUCAACUUUUCCGAAAUUUAUUCCAUCGACAGGGUUUCACCUAUGAUUAUGUUUUCGACUGGAAUUUGCUCAAAACUGCCAAACGUAUGCAGCCUUCGCAGGGGCAGCAGAUAGCGCAGCAAAGAAUGACUAUUGAGUAGUAAAGAGUAAGUCACGGGUCAGUUUUGGGUGUGCCAGCAAACAGUUACUGAUGUAUAAAGCAAAAAACAAAAAUCUAUUGUGUACAGAAGUAUUCAUGGCUUGCAAAUAACCUCGUCGUCAAGUUACUAGUUUACUGAUCAUCGUUCAGCAUACUUCGUCAUGAUUAUGUUACUUUACAGUGGGCACAGCAAAUCAGAUGUUUUUUUUU